Messenger RNA from Closterium sp. NIES-67, 2202 nucleotides. Lineage: Eukaryota; Viridiplantae; Streptophyta; Zygnematophyceae; Desmidiales; Closteriaceae. The record is from the annotation of a GenBank genome assembly.
GUCUCACAAUGUGGUCUGUUUCGGUCAAGACAUUAGUGAGUUUUUACAACUCGCAUGUCAAGUCGUCGUUUGCGUGUCGCAUGUGUUUUUCUAUUUUGUCAAGUGUGAAGUGUCCAUCGUGUCGCAGGUGUGUGCAGCAAGCCCCCAUCAACUCAAGAAGAAUUUAUCUUGAAGAACCAAGACCAAGAGCUCAAGAUUUCAAGCCCAAGGGACGCGGAUAAAUAUUCAAUAGUGAAAAUAGCAACGCUACUUCGUGUAGUGUUACAUUUCACUUGGUGUAGCCCCUUGGAGGGUUUGUUUUGUGACUCUUCGUGGUUGGGGACUCUGUGGUGGUGUACCACCAACCUGGACCUCGGCUCUUGGGCGGCGGUGGCUGUGGUUUUGGAGCGGCAAAUGGCGGCCCUUCGAAUUGACGAAGGCGAACCGGUGGAGGACGGAGUGCAGAAAUUCUUCGACUUGUUGACACGGCUUGAAGGAGCUGACCUGAACUACAGUGACCUUCAAAAGAAGACCAAGCUGCUGGCCUUGCUUCCGGACUCAUGGUCCUCGCUCAUCAUCAACCUAAAUCGAGAUCUGCCCCGCCUCUCGCUCGAAGAUGUGAAGCGGGAAAUCUUACAAGAAGAUUUCCGUCGUCGUGAAUUGGCGGGUACCGAUGGUGCCGGAGUUGCAAGCAUGGGCCAUCGAUACCCGGGCCAAUUCUUCUUUGUCUCCACGCAAGCGGCAGCUGCAGCAGGAGGUGUGGAAGGCAUUGAGGAGCCAGCUACUGUGGGAAAGGUCACCCUUCACUCUCUGGACUUUUGGGUGAUCGAUAGCGGCGCCACCUAUAGCAUGACACCUCGUGCGGACUUGCUCACCGAACUCGAACCGUCGCCGAUCAAGCAUGUCACAUCGGCUUUGGGGCAGCGAGCAGAGGUGAAAGGCAUGGGCAAGGCCAUGUUCAAGGGUGCUGAUGGGAAGAUGGUGGGCCUCAAGAACGUGCUUUGGGUGCCCAACCUUGCAGCCAACCUGAUUUCUGUGCGACGUUUGCAAAAGGCCGGCAUGGACACAUCUUCCAAGGGAUCCAAAACUUAUACCGCGCGGCUUGGUGAGCGGAAGCUUUGGGACCUUCAUGAGGACAGGGACAUCUACAAUGAAAUGUGGCAAAUCCCAGUGGUCCCCAUGCCUAAGGAGAGGCAAGUGGCAGCAAGCAUCAGCACCAAGAGUGAAGCGGUUGGUGGCGGUGAUCACGGAAAGCAAAGUGACAGCAAGAGUGACUCGAACGAGUGCAAUCUUGGAGAGACCAGCAAGGCGUGUGAAUCCAAGGAGAGUGGUGCAGCAGCCAAAGGUGGUGGAAAUGAGGAGGAGAAUCAUAAGAUCAGCAAAGCAGCAGCAGCAAAGGAGAAAGGAGAGAGCUUCAAGGGAUGGCUUCUUUGGGACCCAUUUACCAAGAAGUUUCUGGUGAGCAGAGAUUGCAAGUUCAUGGAGAACUUACCGUACAAGGAGUGGAAGGCGGAGAACCAAGCGAAGAUUGGUGUGCGGCUUGGAGAGGUGAAGAGUACCGGCUUGGAGCAUGUGGAGCUGCCCUUGGAGCUGAGUAGCAGCAGCACUAUCACAAGGCAAUCUACUCAAAUGAAUGGGGGAGAAGAGGAGGAGGAGGUGCAGCAAGGUGAUGAGCGUGCACCGUCACUUCCGCCUCGUGCUACAAGUGCUCGCGGGAACCGAGCAGAUUUGCAGCAACGCCAUGAGAGCAUCCAAGUCCCUGCAGUAGAGGAGGAAGGAAGGGGGAGAAGGAAGACUCAGCCCCCCAAUAGGUUAAGCUAUGAACGGCUUGGAGGAGCAGCCAACUCAACCUUGACCGGUUCGGCUCUCAUGCUAGGCGAUGAAGCGGAAGAUGAAAGCGAGGAGUGCGCUUUUGCCUUCUUCUCUCCGCUGAAGAAAGCACUCUAUGGCCUCAAGCAAGCCCCUAGGCAAUGGUACAUCAAGCUGCGGGAAGUCUUGGAGGCGAUCGGUUUCACUCCCUCAACGGCCGAUCAAUCGUUGUUCAUGCUUGGCGAGGGGGAGCAGAGGAGCUUCAUGGUGGUUUAUGUGGAUGAUAUCCUCAUAUUCUCACCCUCCUCUGACCUUGUGAAGGAGCCCCUUGGAGGGUUUGUUUUGUGACUCUUCGUGGUUGGGGACUCUGUGGUGGUGUACCACCAACCUGGACCUCGGCUCUUGGGGUAUGUA